CCUGUCAGGUAGUUUAAUCUUAGUAGACUUGAUGAUAGUUUUUAGCUGGGGAAAAACAAAACCAAAACAAAAACCUACUCCCUUGUUGGUUUUGCCUUUUUGGGACCAGGUGAACCUAGUCCAAGACCAGAUUAGAAAGUACAUGAAGUCGUUCAGCAGAGCAAAUGAUGAAUGAUUGUGCAGUCUUGCUAUGAGACCAUUCUUUAUGUUGUAUCAGGUUAUGAUUUACCAUUAAAAGCAGAUAAAGGACAGGACUGGUGUGUUAAAUCGUAAACAAUUUAAGAUUUUGGAGAUGGCUUUUCUUUUGUUUGUUGGUUUGGGUUUUUUGAUGGGUGGUUUUUGUUUUUGUUUUUGCUGUUGUGUUGUUUUGUUUUUUCCUGUAGGGAGUGGUGAAGAAAUUUCCAAGUUAAUACUGUUCAGUCAAUUAAUUUGCCAGCUCAGCUGGUGACUCACCUGACUGAAGCAAGUCACAGCACCUCUCCCUUUCCCUGUCAAUAAGGACAAUAAUUCAGGGUUAUCUUACAAGGUGUUUAAAGACUAAGUCUUGUAUCUGCAGCCAUGUGACAGGACAUUAACACUGGUUCAUGACCAAUAAAUGUAUGUGCUUUGUGGUUUUGAGACAGUGAACUUGUGACCAAGCUUUACAGCAGUUUUUACAGCAAUAAGAAAUGACUUUGUUUUGUGCUGUAAGAUCAUUUUCCUGUGGAAUUCAGGAAGGUGGUCACUUUAAGUGGAUUGGGUUUAGUUAGCUUUGUGUGUUUACAGCUGUAAGUGGCAUCCAAAAGUUUUACUUGAGCUACAAAUUUGACUGCAACAAAUGUAAUAGUAAUGAAUUGAAGAAUCUCUCUGCAUCCUCUAAUUGUGGUUUUGGUGUUACACUGUUUUCAGCACUGUAGACCUCGUGUAAGGGUUUUUUGUUGUUGGGCUUUUUGAUUUGUGAGGUUGGGUUUUUUGUUUGGUUUGGGUUUUUUUGGGGAGGGAUUGUUGAUUUCUGUUUGUUAUGUUUUGUUGUUGUUGUUUUUUCUGCAAAAUAUCUGCUAAGAAGCCUUAAAAAUGUGGGGAACUAAGACUUGGCACUUUGUCACCGGAGAGAAGAGCAGUGAACACAUCUUCAGAGGGUUCCAGAUGUGUGCCCUUAUGGAGAGAGCAUUCUGCCCCUGCUGGAGGGUGAAAGUAGCUGUGUGGGUAAGGUGGGCUUUAUUUGCAGUGUUUCCCACUUUUUAACACGCUGUUUCUCAUACUUUUCCUAUGGCAACCUUGGAUUAACCUGGAAUUUACCUGCACUCACUUAAUCUCCCUGUGCCAAAAUAGCUUUUACUUCAACCAGGAAAUAGCUAACUGCUUUUGUUUUGUGAAAAUUGGUGUUACCAUUUUAGAGUAUUCUUGCUUUAAAAAAACUUGGGAAUUCUGAACUUGGCUUUGAAUAUAAUACUUGUUAUUCAUGUUAAAAACAUAUUGGAAAGAGAGCUUUGUGCAGCAUGACUUCUGAGAUGGUGAGAUACUGGGUAAAGAGGUUGUGGGAAAGGCAAAUGUUUGGAGUGUGGUAAGUAAUGAAGAAAGAUAAUAUAUAUGUAUCAUUUAUACCCUUUUAAAAGCUGGAACUGUUGCCCAGGCUCCAGUGCAAGGUGAGCCAGCAGUGGGUGAGAAGGGCAAAGGGCAGCCAGGGUAAGAGCUGGGCCUUCACACCAAAGCCCCCCAGAGCUCUGGGUUGGGCUCCUCAGCUGCUGCAAACAGCCAGAACAGAAUCCAUCUCCUAAAGAGAUGAACUCCACUGUCCCUGGGCAAAAACCAGUCUGAAAGGGUGAUUUGUUUCCUGCCUCAUCAAGUAUGUGAUGCUGUAAGAGGAUUGGAUUUGCAUAUCCAAGGAGCAGUGACCUUUCGUAUUAUUGGUUACUUAGGAUUCCCAAUUUAAUGUUUGCUGUGUUGCUCUAAUUACCCCUACCAAGGUAUUCAGUUAAAAGUCCAUAGGUAAUUUCAAAUGGGUUGCAAGGUAGCAUUGCUCAGUACUGAUGGGCCAAAACAAGACAUUCAGCUUUCAAGGGAAGGCUUAAGGUCCAUGAACGGUGACUGGAGCACUGCAGGUGGAUGCCUGCUGCCUGAAGAUCCCUUGACAUGUGUGAGAAGUGUCCUUGGGAAGGUCACUUCUGCAAGUGGCACUCUUUUAAUAGUUUGGUUUGACAACAAUCUUACUGCACAGCACAAAGCCAGGCCAGAAGGAGGGGAAACUUUUCCACCUGAAAUAAAAGUAUUGUGUUCAUGUUUGCCUGGUUUUUUUGGACAAAUCUUGAUUUUAUAGUGUCUCUACAGAAAUUCCUCCUUUUCUUUGCCUGAACCAAAAGCUGUUUUUGAGCAUGUGAUGUAAACUGCUGUGUGACUGACAGAUGAGCUUGAAUAUAAAAAUGUUAUAGUCUGUAUUUUAUUAUAAUGGAUGAAAUCAGAAUUCUGUCAGUCUUUAUUACAAAGCCUUUAUCUCCUUUCUUCCCAUUACUCAGAACUUUUUUGUGUGAUUUUAAGUGUUGGCUCUGUAGGAUUUAAACAUACUUGUGUUUGCUAUAAACCUACAAGGAGGGAGAGACAUUUGUGAGAAAAAGUUUUACUUGAGCUACAAAUUUGACUGCAACAAAUGUAAUAGUAAUGAAUUGAAGAACACCUCUGCAUCUUUUAAAUCUGUAAAUUUCAGUGUACUGCUUCUAUUACGUGAAGUUUUGCUUUUAUGUAGUGAAGAAUUAUCAGGAAAUUUCACAUCUGGUACGUUUCAAAAAGGCUGCAACAAAGUUAUUUUAAUAAGAAAAAUGAAUGCAUGAAUUAUUUAAAAUAGUUGGUGCAACUGUUCCUAUUAACUAAUCCAGGCACUUGGAAGGCAAUUACACUGAGCUUUGACAACACUGCCAACCCACUGCACAGUGCCUUAUGCCAAAAGCUAUUGUUGUUUUAUUGACCACGUUCACCAUUACAUAUGCAUAUGAAAAAACAGAGGCAUUUUCAUCGGGAUUACCCUAAUAGCAUUAAGAGAUUAUUUUUUAAAUUUCCUUGGAAGGAAAUUCACUUAAAUGAGAUUACUUAUUACUUGACUGGUUUCCUAUCACGCUUCCAUGUUUAGGUAAGUGGAGUCCAUUAGAGUAUAAAGUUUUUUAAAAAACUGAUUUUAUACAUUAAUGAUUUCAAAUAAAAGAGAAGUACUAUAUUUGUGCACAGCUUCUUUUGAGAAAGUGAAGUCGAUGCUCUGGUUAGGAGAGAUAACACUUUUUGUCCCCCUUGGUGGCCCCCCUAGUGUCACCAUUAGUUGCUAAUUACUUGCAAACAAAUAAACAAUUAACUCCUCGUGCCUCUUGGUGGGAGAGUUUUCAUUGACAUGCUAAAACUUUCUAAUAAAAGAUUUUAAUUAAUGACGUUACAAAUCCAACCCCCUUGUCAACAUGGCUAUAAGGAGGCCUCGUGGAGCGAUGCGGGCGCAGUGCCCCUGCUAUGCUGGCUCAGGGCGAAGGCAUGGCCGCUCCCUCGCUCUGCGCUGCCGCCACGGCGGCCCCUCCGCAGCGCCACAAGGUGCCCGCCUUUGGCGACAGCAAAAGCACGCACUGCUCCUUCUCAAUCGAGAGUAUUUUGGGGCUGGAGCAGAAAAAAGAUGGCAUUCCAGCUGGGAAACCUCACAGACCCUGGAUGGAUGCAUGCACCAGCUUGGUUUUAGGUGAUGACAGUAAUCCCCAUCUGCAAAUCCCUGUUGUUUGCUAUGAAAAUCCAUUAUUUCAUGCUAGAAGUGAUCCAGUGCAAGAGGAAAACGUUUUGAAAUGUGAAAAAUACUUUUCAGUCACUGAAAGGCUGUCUUUCAAACGGGAAUUGAGCUGGUACCGGGGUAGAAGACCAAGAACUGCAUUCACUAGAAGCCAGAUUGAAGUCUUGGAAAAUGUUUUUAAAAUGAACUCCUACCCCGGCAUUGAUAUUAGAGAAGAGCUAGCUCGCAAAUUAGAUUUAGAUGAAGACAGGAUCCAGAUCUGGUUUCAGAACCGCCGUGCAAAGCUGAAAAGAUCCCACAGAGAAUCUCAGUUUCUAAUGGUGAAAAAUACUUUCACCUCCAGCCUGCUGGAGUAGAAGGAAGGAUGCUUUGCUGUUACAGUACUGCUACAGAAAAUGAAGAAUUGUUCAUAACCUGUAUUAAGUAAUGAUAUAGUAAUUAUGAUUUUAU
This is a messenger RNA of Zonotrichia leucophrys gambelii, 4180 nucleotides long. It is a transcript of the gene HESX1, whose product is annotated as HESX homeobox 1. The coding region runs from base 3466 to 4086 and encodes 206 amino acids. Gene Ontology annotation, cellular component: nucleus. NCBI's taxonomy places the organism in Eukaryota, Metazoa, Chordata, Aves, Passeriformes, Passerellidae. The record is from RefSeq and is a predicted model, not a curated record. Gene Ontology annotation, molecular function: RNA polymerase II cis-regulatory region sequence-specific DNA binding; DNA-binding transcription repressor activity, RNA polymerase II-specific. The transcript is spliced from 4 exons. Gene Ontology annotation, biological process: forebrain development; regulation of transcription by RNA polymerase II; pituitary gland development.